Molecule: messenger RNA, 1335 nt
Organism: Papaver somniferum (opium poppy)
Lineage: Eukaryota; Viridiplantae; Streptophyta; Magnoliopsida; Ranunculales; Papaveraceae
Exons: 1
Coding region: 1-1335 (444 amino acids)
Source: RefSeq, a predicted model, not a curated record
AUGGUUAAGUCACCAACAGUUAGAGUAGUUCUCUGUUUAGCAAUUACUUAUAAUUGGCAUGUGAAACAAUUAGAUGUUAGUAACGCUUUUUUACAUGGAUAUUUAGAUGAAGAGGUUUAUAUGUCACAGCCACAAGGUUUUCUUCAUCCGAAUUAUUUUUUUCAUUAUGUAUGUCGUCUCAAAAAGAGUUUGUAUGGCCUUAAACAGGCACCAAGAGCAUGGUUCUACAGAUUUAGCUCAUUUCUUCUUAAAUGUGGUUUCAAGAAGUGUGUUUCAGAUUCAAUGUUUGUCAAGUCAACUGGUAGUGAUAUUCUUGUUCUCCUAUUAUAUGUUGAUGACAUAUUAUUAACUGGUAGUUCUUCUGUGCUUAUUUCUGAGAUUAUUACCUCAUUGAAGAAAGAAUUUGCAGUGAAAGAGUUAGGGGACUUAGCAUAUUUUCUUGGCAUUGAAGAUGUGAGACAUAGUGAUUCUAUAGUGUUAACUCAAACGAAAUACACUUUAGAACUUCUUGAGAAAGCAAAUUUGUUGGAUUGUAAAUCUUGUGAUACUCAAGUUGUUAAGGCUAGUAAACUUUCUAUUCAUGAUGGAGUUAAAUUGGACAAUCCUUGUCAUUACAGAACAUUGGUAGGUGCUCUGCAGUAUUUAACAGUCACUAGGCCAGAUAUAUGCUUUGCAGUGAAUUAUGUUUCACAAUUUAUGCAUUCUCCAUCUGAUUUACACUUGCAACUUGUUAAGAGAAUCUUGAGAUAUUUGAAAGAGACUGUUGAUCUGGGGAUUAAUUUGAAUAAAUGUGAUGUAACUAGCUUGAAGGCAUACACAAACUCUGACUGGGCAGGGUGUCUAGAUACUAGAAGGUCCACUUCUGGCUUUGCUAUUUUUCUGGGUUCAAAUUUAGUGUCUUGGUCAUCUAAAAAGAAACCUACAAUCUCAAAAUCCUCUGCAGAAGCUGAAUAUAAAUGUCUUUCUGUUGCAUCAGCUGAAUUGCAGUGGUUUUCUUACUUAUUGAAUGAUUUACAUGUUGUUGUUUACUCUGUGUUGUUGUUAUGUGAUAACACAAGUGCUCUGGCUUUGGCAACUAAUCCUGUUUUUCAUGCCAGGACCAAGCACAUAGAAAUACAAUAUCACACUGUCAGGGAAUUGGUUGAGGAAGGAUUCUUAAAGUUGCAGCAUAUUUCUUCAGAAGAUCAACUGGCAGAUCUCUUUACUAAAGGCUUGUGUUUUCCAGCUUUUUCAAGGCUUUUAUCUCAGUUGCUUGGGACUCCUUUAUCUGCUUCAGUUGCUUCUUCUACUUCAGUUACUUCUUCUGCAGUUCAACUUACAGAGAUUUCUUCUUAG